AUGGCCGACACGUCUUCACCCCACCAGCCUUCCACCCCGGACCACGACCGCGCAAUCACCACCUCUCGCCCUCUCUCGCCCUCCGGAUCGCUCCUUUUUUCCCCGGUGACCCCUGCACCGUCUCGCGGCAGCUCCGUUCUCGACCCUCUCGGUCUGGACGGGCUUCCCGUGCCAUUCCAGCACACCAAUACGCCGAAAAACGCGGGACAGAGCGUUUCGACGGGAGGCUUUGGGAGUGGACCCGGGCAGUACGAUGGCGACGGAAAUGGUACUAAGGACGGCCAGGAGGGUGGUAGGAUGUCCAGUCUGCUAUCCUCGACGCCGGCGCCAAACGACACCUCUGCGCUUCCCACGGAGAUCGGAGUCGGACACAGGCCCCCCGCCCGGCGCACGCCCGUCUGUCCCCAGCUCCGCGUCUAA
Peniophora sp. CBMAI 1063 is the source of this 420-nucleotide messenger RNA. The record is from the annotation of a GenBank genome assembly. NCBI's taxonomy places the organism in Eukaryota, Fungi, Basidiomycota, Agaricomycetes, Russulales, Peniophoraceae.